This is a messenger RNA of Aaosphaeria arxii CBS 175.79, 3366 nucleotides long. RefSeq lists its product as uncharacterized. The record is from RefSeq and is a predicted model, not a curated record. The coding region runs from base 1 to 3366 and encodes 1121 amino acids. Gene Ontology annotation, molecular function: calcium:proton antiporter activity. Gene Ontology annotation, biological process: intracellular calcium ion homeostasis; calcium ion transmembrane transport. The transcript has 5 exons. Gene Ontology annotation, cellular component: endomembrane system; membrane. NCBI's taxonomy places the organism in Eukaryota, Fungi, Ascomycota, Dothideomycetes, Pleosporales.
AUGGCAGAAGGUGACCGCCAGCCCACCGGUGGGAGAAGUGUCCCUCAGACCGGGACGAACUCGGACGGCACCAACACACCAACCUCCGCAUCGCAAUCGCAACAACUUGCGUCAUCGAGCUCGGAGGCAGCGCGUCGCAGACCACAGGGCAUCCAAACACAACCUGUAGGCUACGGCUCCAUAACAUCUGGCGUCGAGCGUCAACAACGGAGCGCCAACACCCCUGACCAAAAGACUUCCAAGUCGAAGAAACCCGCGAUGAGCCGUAGAACCACAUCCACGCACGUUCCUUAUAAAGGGCAGGAGUUCUCCGUCGACGAUGCCGAGGAUGAGGUCAGUCAAGACAUCUCAGCACAGCAGGAGCAGGGAAAACACAGCACCAAACAAACAUUACGCCGGAAACCGUCCACCAUAAGACGGCGAACCGCUGCUCAGUCGCCUGGCCUCAUUACACUCGAGUCUACCGAAGACGAUGCGGUCGAACAAGCCCCUAGCGCCGCUCCGGUUGUCCCUGAAAUACAAGCUGGAUCAUCGGAGGAAGAGACACUGAGGCCAGAUGAAGACAGCGGGAGUGGAAAUGGCAUCGAUGACGACGACGAUCUGAGUGAUGCAGAAAGUUUCACCCUGAAGGAUCGCCAGGAAGCUAUCAACGUUACCCAUCCCUUCGGUAUAAGGAUUUGGAAACCCGCUUUGUAUAAGAAGGACAGGUCCGUUCAGCGCAAUGCCGAGGGCGAUAUUCAUUCCACUCCCGGCUUGUUUGUGACCAACUGGUUACUCCUCUUCAAUAUCGCCUGGACUCUGGUGUUCGGCUGGUGGCUUGCGCUCAUUGCAGCAGCUGGUGGUCUACUCUGCGCUCUUCUUGGCUUUGCUGAUAGCUGCAUGGAUUACUCCCGCCUUCUAUUCCGCCUUGCUGGAUAUUUGUUCUACCCCUUCGGCAAGUACGUCAAGCUGAUGCAGGACGAGGCAUAUGCGGAAGAAGAUGAAGGCGAGGGCCGCAGCAUCGGUGAGUACGAGCAGUGGCAGAGCGGUGACAUCGAAGAGGGUCGUCUCUUCUUCGGGCCUACCGAAAGUUCUCGCAGUCAAACAUCAUCCCUUGUCGGGCGGAGGCGGAACAGCAUCGACUCAACCGGUGACGAUGAGACGACCAGCCUGCUUGGUAGAGAUGGCCGCGCCCAUAUCUCACACGCCGACACAUCAAGGACGAAGAGGAGACUCUUUGGCCGUGGAAAAUGGAAUGUGGGCCGAGUGGUCUUCUUCUUUUUCUUCUAUGGUAUCUUCACGCCGGCCCUGUUCUUGGUAUGCGGCCUUUGUUGGUUCUUGGUCUUCACCAUCCCUAUGGGCAAGGUGACUUUACUCUUAUUCCACCAUCUCCGGAAACAUCCCUUGGCACUCUCCUUCCACUCUGAUAGUGGUAAUGUACGACGUCCAGGAGAGUCGUCCUCUAUUUUGCUAUGCACAUAUCGCGCCGUGGGCAUCAAGUACUGGAAGUACACCAUUGACGGAACAAACAUCUUCCUCAUCAACCUUCUUGGGUUGGUCGCGUUCACCAUUGUCGACUACUGGGUACUCGAUGUGGCAUUGGGAUUGAAGUUUUGGAUCACAGACCAGUUGUUUGUCUUUACACUUGCACUGGCCUCCAUCAUUCCCCUUGCGUACUUCAUCGGCCAAGCAGUUGCUUCCAUAUCAGCUCAGUCAUCGAUGGGAGUGGGUGCCACGAUCAAUGCCUUCUUCUCCACAGUCGUCGAAGUCUACCUCUACUGCGUUGCCCUUAACGAAGGCAAGGCACAAUUGGUAGAGGGCAGUUUAAUUGGUAGUAUCUUUGCCGGUGUUCUCUUCCUUCCCGGACUGUCCAUGUGCUUUGGUGCCAUCAAGAGGAAGACGCAGCGUUUCAACGUCAAAUCUGCUGGUGUCACUUCCACUAUGCUGCUGUUUGCUGUCAUCGGAGCAUUUGGGCCAACAUUGUUCUAUCAGAUCUAUGGAAGCCAUGAAUUGAACUGCCAUCAAUGCGUUCGCCACCACUCCGAACCCAUGGAAAGAGACUGCCGCAGGUGCUAUUUCUCUCAAUCACCAGCCAUCCAUGAUGAGUUCUUUACCAAAGCUGUCAGGCCGUAUACAUGGUUUGCGGCACUUCUUUUGUUCCUCUCAUACGUUAUCGGUCUGCUGUUCACACUACGAACCCAUGCGGCUGUUAUUUGGACAAGUGAGCUUGACGAGAAAAAGCCCGUGGACAUGUCUGCCAGCCACAUAAGCAGCCACCUCAGUACAAGUGGACACCUUGAGGUUCCAAACACCCUGACCAGGAAUGCGACCAGCACUUCAGUUCCGCGAGGCGAUAUUCGUGCCAGCCAACUUUAUAAACGCAUCGUAAACCAGACGUACCAAUCCGUGGGGCUAGGGCCGAAUGGUGAGUCUCCCGACCAAAAGCGACCGGUGAGCUCUACAUCCGGGACCCAUACUCCGCAUCUCGUCCCACCCAAAGACGGUGAUGAGCACCACAUCUCUCCUGAAUUCCAUAUCGAAGGGCUUUCCGACGAAGCAAGCCAGUCGCUUGUUCGGCAAAUAACCGAGAUAGCGGCCACGACUACGGCCCUUGCUACCCGCGAUGUGACUAAGGGUACCCACAAAACUUCCCACGGUGUUGGCAAGAAGCAUGCUGAACGACCGGCCGCCCCACGUAACGCAUCAGCCGCCCCUGAGGUGGAGGAGACCGCGCCAGGCCACACCUCUGGUGGACACGAUGCGCCGAAUUGGAGCAGGACCAAGAGUGCAGUCAUUCUUCUGACUGCGACGCUUGCCUAUGCCAUUAUUGCAGAGAUUCUGGUCAGCACCGUUGACUCGGUUCUGGAAGGAUCCAACAUUGAUGAGAAGUUCUUGGGAAUUACCUUGUUUGCUCUCGUGCCGAACACGACCGAAUUCCUUAACGCCAUUUCGUUCGCCAUGAACGGAAAUAUUGCACUGUCCAUGGAGAUUGGUUCAGCAUACGCCCUACAGGUUCUUCUUCUCCAGAUUCCGGCCGUUGUCUUCUACAGCGCUAUCCAGGGCCGAUAUAUCGACCCGGUUGAGAUUGCCAACCACAGUUUCACUUUGAUCUUCCCUCAGUGGGACAUGGUGACGGUGAUCCUGUGCGUCUUUCUCCUAUCGUACAUGUACGGCGAAGGAAAGAGCAAUUACUUCAAGGGCUCGAUUCUCAUCCUGUCGUACCUCGUCGUCAUUGUCGGAUUCUACCUGUCCGGCUUCGACGAUGACCUCGGCAUGCGUGGAGUCAACCCAUACGACACGCUUGCCGUGGGCGGCAUCUUCGAACAACAAGUGCAGUCCAUGUCUUUCAAGACGAAGGGGCGAACCCGUGGCGGACCGGCUUAUUAA